AUAGUUAUGAUUACAUGAAAUUGAUUAAUUAAAUGUAAUCAGAUUUCCUCAUUUCCCUCUAAAUCCUAACUAUAAUCUUAGAACUCACUUCCUCUCUUCUAUUUAUACAAUUUCAUAACUCACCAAAUACCAAACACGAUUUUACAAUUCUCUCAAAAUAUGAAUUGCAAAAUGCUCAAAUUACCUUUACUUCUCACUUUCAUUUUCCUCUUAGCCGCCGUCGUCUCUUCAACCCAUGUUGACAGAGAGGUAAAAAAAACACACCCCACCCGGCACCCAUGCCGCCUCUCACGGUGGCUUCCGCCAUCCUCCGACCACCGUCAUUUUUUUUAUUAAUGUAUUAUUUUUUUCUUUUUUACACAGGCUUAUGUUGUGUACAUGGGAGCAUUGCCAAAAUUGGAGAGCCAUGAAAUUCUAGCAGAUCAUCAUCAUAGCCUCCUCGCUAAUGCUGUUGGAGAGUAAUUAAUUAUUACCCCAUAUAUUUGUUUAUUUUGUGCGAAAUUCAGUAAAUUUUUUAUUUUAUUUUGACUAUUUGUUUCUUUUAAUUAAAUGGAUUUUUAGUGAGGAAUUGGCUAGAAAAGACAAGAUUUAUAGCUAUGGAAGGAGCUUCAAUGGAUUUGCUGCAAGGCUCUUGCCCCAUGAAGCCAACAAACUUGCAAGUUCGUCUAUAUUUAUUUAUUUUUCCUUUUUUCUUUUUUCGUUUUUAGUUUAUAAAUUUAUUUUUUUCUCCCUAUCUUAAAAGAAACACUUACCAUUCAUUUUUAGAAAGUGGAUAACAAGUUUAUAUGUUUUAUUUUCAAAAAUCAAAAACCAAAAACUAAAUCAUGUUUAUGUAUAAAAGUGUUUCUUAUGGCUAAAAAAUCCGAAUGAAAAAGAAAAGAAAUGGAAAUUGAUAUAUAUAAUAAUGAAAAUGGAAAUGCAGAGGAAAAAAAUGUGGUGUCAGUAUUUCGGAGCAAGAGGAGGAAACUACGUACAACAAGAUCAUGGGAUUUUCUGGGGCUGUCGGAGGCGGCGAGCCGGCAGAACGCCGCCGCAGAAUCCAACAUAAUCGUGGGUCUGUUGGAUUCGGGGAUAUGGAUGGAAGGUCCAAGUUUUAAAGAUGAUGGCUACGGUGAAAUUCCUUCUAAAUGGAAGGGCAAAUGUGUCACUGGACAUAACUUCACUGAUUGUAACAGGAAAGUUAUCGGCGCGAGGUUCUUCAACCUUGAAAAAAUAGACGAUUCCAUCAACCAAAGCCCCGCCGACGAGAUCGGUCACGGUUCCCACACCGCCUCCACGGUCGCCGGAGCCGCCGUCGAUGGCGCCAGUCUCUAUGGCGUCGCCGGAGGCACCGCACGUGGCGGCGUCCCGGCGGCGAGAAUCGCGAUGUAUAAAGUGUGCUGGAUCGUAGGGUGCAGCGACAUGGAUCUACUGGCCGGAUUCGACCACGCUAUCGCUGACGGAGUAGACAUCAUAUCGGUGUCAAUCGGCGGCGAGUCGACGGAAUUCUUUGAGGACCCGAUCGCGAUCGGGUCGUUUCACGCAAUGGAGAAAGGGAUAUUGACGAGUUGCUCCGCCGGAAAUAGUGGGCCGGAUUUAAAGACGGUGGAGAACACGGCGCCAUGGAUAAUGACGGUGGCGGCUUCUACGAUUGAUAGGGAUUUCACUACCAUCGUGAAAUUGGGUAACAAUAAGAAAUUCUCUGGAGUAUCAGUGAACACAUUUUCACCAAAAAAGCAAAUGUACCCUCUAAUCUCCGGAUCAAAUGCAGCAUUACCUAAUCACUCCUCUCUCGACCCAAGGUGGUGUGAUUAUGGGAGUCUUGACGAGAAAAAAGUGAAAGGAAAAAUAGUGUAUUGUUUGGGAUCAGUAUAUCAAGAAUACACAAUUUCUGAUCUUGGGGGCAUAGGUGUAAUUUCAAAUCUUAUGGGCACUACUGAAAUUGCUAUUACCACUCCUAUUCCUUCCACUCAUCUUUCCUCUCUAGAUUCUGACUCUGUUAAUGGCUAUAUUAACUCCACCAAAAACCCUGAAGCUGUCAUUUACAAAACUACCACAAGGAAGGUUGAUGCUCCCUUUUUGGCUUACUUUUCUUCUAGAGGUCCUCAAACCAUAGCUUCUCAUAUUCUUAAGCCGGACAUUGCAGCACCUGGGAUGAACAUUUUAGCAGCAUUCUCAAAAUUGGCUUCAAUUCCAAGCGACAGACAUUCCCUUUUCAACCUUCUUUCUGGUACCUCUAUGUCUUGUCCCCACGCCACCGCCGCUGCCGCCUAUCUCAAAACCUUCCACCCCACUUGGUCCCCCGCCGCCAUCAAGUCCGCCCUUAUGACCACCGCGACCCCAUUGAAGAUCGGAGAUAAAUUAGACGCGAUCGGCGGCGGCGCCGGCCAAAUUAAUCCGACCAAAGCGGUGCAUCCAGGCCUCAUUUACGAUCUCUCUCGCACCUCUUACCUCUCUUUCCUCUGCUCCAAUAAACGCUACUCCGGCUCCGCCCUCGCCAUUCUCACCGGAGACGCCUCUUUUAACUGCUCCGCCAUCCCGCUAGCGACCGGCUCCGAUGCUCUCAACUACCCUUCCAUGUACGUCCCCGUCGACUACGACGCCACCUCUCUUUCUGCCGUCUUCCACCGGACCGUCACACACGUCGGCUUCGGCCCAUCGACGUACAGGGCGAAGGUGAAAUCGCCGGCGGGUUUGUCGGUGAGGGUCUCGCCAGAGACUCUGAAAUUCGAUCGGGCGUACGAAAAACGGUCGUUUAAGGUGGUGGUGGAAGGGGCGGCGCCGGCGGUGGGGGAUGCUCCGAUGGCAGCUUCACUUGAAUGGGAUGAUUCUAAGCAUAAUGUUAGGAGCCCAAUUUUGGUGUUUAAGGUUUAAUUUAAUUUAAUUUGUUCAUAUCUGUGUUUAUUUAUUUUGGGUUAUUGUUGAUCUUAGACAGAGUAAUACUAAAUAGUUGUCUUGUU
Messenger RNA from Benincasa hispida (wax gourd), 2939 nucleotides. Lineage: Eukaryota; Viridiplantae; Streptophyta; Magnoliopsida; Cucurbitales; Cucurbitaceae. The record is from RefSeq and is a predicted model, not a curated record.